Balearica regulorum gibbericeps (East African grey crowned-crane) is the source of this 126-nucleotide messenger RNA. NCBI's taxonomy places the organism in Eukaryota, Metazoa, Chordata, Aves, Gruiformes, Gruidae. The record is from RefSeq and is a predicted model, not a curated record.
UUCGUCAUGACGCUCUUUGCUGCCACGGGGGGGAGUCUCAUCCUGGGCUACACUCGCUCCCGCAAAGUGGACAAGCGCAGCGACCCGUACCACGUCUACAUCAAGAACAGGGUGUCCAUGAUCUGA